UCACAUAUAUGCGGACGUGCGGGCCGUGUUUUGUGCGGGCACUAGAGCCCAUUCAUUUGAAUGGACUCCCGUGCCCCGGGACACGCAGGGAAAAAGUAUCUGCACUUCUUCUGAAAACACAGGAACCUCGGUUCCCAGUAUGGUUGCGUUUUCCAUUGCUGGUGGCGUGCCAUUAGAACUAAUGGCACCUGCCCGCGGGUCCGCAUUCCUCUGUGCGGGUGGUGCUGCUGCACAGAUUUUCAUGUGGAUCCGCAGCAGCACCACCCGCACAGAUGUGAACCUAGCCUUAG
Messenger RNA from Staurois parvus, 290 nucleotides. NCBI's taxonomy places the organism in Eukaryota, Metazoa, Chordata, Amphibia, Anura, Ranidae. The record is from the annotation of a GenBank genome assembly.